UCAUGUAAGUUGACUCACCUCUUCACACUCCAGCCAAAAAAAACUGUACUUUCAAAGUAGAUGGUAGACCAGAUGGAGAAGGGUAUUCUUGAUUCCUAUAUAGUUAUUUGAAUAAGAAUGAUUCUUAAUAUGGUAUCAUUGUCAUCUAAGAAUGGUGGGGUUUGAAUGAAUCAAUGGUCAAAACUACUGACAAACUAGCUCAGAAAGGUUUCUAAUGCAUCUCUCCAGACAUAUAUAGAGGAAAAGUUGCAUAAAAUAGAGAAGUAUCAUUUCUUUGUUCUAGAAUAAUUCCAGGAAGCUGGUCAUUUAAUUAGUGGUUUAGAUUGGGAAGGAGCAGUGAGAGAUAUAGAAGGAGCAGCCAAACAUUUAAAAGAAUUAGGAUGUACUAAAGUUGGUGUUACAGGGUUCUGUAUGGGUGGAGCAUUAUCAAUUGCUUCCAUAUCAUUUUCUAAUUAAAUUGAUGCAUCAGCUCCUUUUUAUGGAGUAUGUGAUUUGAAUACUUUCAAAUUAGAGAAUAUCAAUGGACCUAUUUAUGGUCAUUUUGGUGAGAAAGAUGAAAUGAAAGGAUUUUCAUCACCAGAUGAUGCCUAAAGAUUAGUUGAUGCUGGAAAGAAGGCAGGAAAAGAUGUUACAGUCAAGUAAUAAUUAAUAGUUAUUUUAAAUAGAGUUUGGCCAGGAGUAGGACAUGCUUUUAUGAAUCAAGAUAGACCAGAAGCUUAUAAUGUGGAGACAGCAUAAUAAGCAUUAGAUGAAGUGACAACUUGGUUUAGAAAAGUAUUCACAUAAUGAU
Paramecium pentaurelia is the source of this 790-nucleotide messenger RNA. The record is from the annotation of a GenBank genome assembly. Lineage: Eukaryota; Ciliophora; Oligohymenophorea; Peniculida; Parameciidae.